AUGCCCUCAGAGGGGGAGGGGAGCGGGAACAGGCCGAGAGCGGCCCCCCAGCCCCCAACACAGGACAGGAGGCAGUUCUGCCAAGGGCUGGGCGGGAGCUGUGGCGACCCCAGGGGCCCGAGAAGGGGACCGACCACGGGUUUGGCCAAGAACGCAACCACCCUUCCUGUCUGGCCCCACAAGGGGGUGAAAGGUGGCAGCAUCUUUUCCUUCUAGAGCCUUCCCCGGCGCCUCUCCCAGCCCAUUCCCUGGGGUUCCGGUGGCAGCAUAGGGGCCUCAGGGGACAGCGGGGCGGGGAUGGGCCGACCCUCCGAGAUGCCCAGGCCGCCGCCGCCCCUCACCCGUCUGGGAAUGAGACCCAGGGAGUCCUGGGCACCUGCGGCGCCCCCCUCCCCGCCCCGCCCCGCCCCGCCCCUGCCUGGGCGGCUCAGGGGCUGGCUCCCUCGGGUCCAGGGCACAGUUCCUGCCGGCCACCACGAUGCCAUGGCAAGCGCUCCCGCCGGCCCGAAGCCCCAGCCUCUGGCCUCCUACCUUGUUGGUCAGGGCCAGUCAAGUCCCUGCUGCAGAAUUUUUCCUUUCUGCUUCCCCCACCCCGGCCAACGUGAGGCGACGGGUCGGCCGCAGUCAAAUGGUGUUUUCUUUCUCGAGCCCGACGGAAAGGACCCGUCUGGUGACACCACAUUAAAAACUGUGCAGGGAGCUGUGACAAAGGUCUGUAAGGACCACGGCUUGAUUGAUGACUUGAUCUACUUCAGUAGUGAUGUUGUGACUGGCAGUGUGUUUCUGAACGUGGGACAAAAAGUCACUGCUAUUGUGGAAGAAGAUAAAACAUAUGGAUGGAAAGCGGUCAAAGUGGUUGCUCUCUGUGAUAGUUGCCAUGGCAAUGGAAUGUCCAACUCCUACGCUAGAGUUUCAUUUGCCUCUAUUACCUCUGCAGAGGAAGGGGCUGACUACAUUGAUCAUACAACUUACUUCUCACUAGAUGUUGUUUGUAAAGGUUUUGAGCCUUACCAAGGAGACCGAGUAGAAGUUGAGUUUUCCACCCAAUCAGACACGUUGGGCAGAAGAGCCCUGUCGGUGAAGCCUCUGAGACAUAAGCAUGUGCAUGAGGUCUACAUUACUAGCCUACAUGGAAGAAAUGGGGUGAUAGAUGACAGCAUCUUUUUCACCUUGGAAUCUCUGAAGCUUCCCGAUGGAUACACACCUCAAAUAUCUGAUGUCGUUAAUGCUGUCGUGGUGGAGAGCAGUCAGUCCUGCUAUAUGUGGAGAGCAAUCUCCAUGACUCCAGUGAAAAGGUGGUAAUGAGAAAUGGCAUUUGUAGUCCCCGUGAGGCUUUUCUUCUCUUGUCAGUAAAGAGCCUGGCUUGAAAGUGUUUUGUGAUGAGUAGUUCAGUAAACCUCAGGAAUUAAUUCAAAUGCAACCUUUCAAGUCCUGUGUGGGUUGGCUCCGUGGAGUGUACCUCCUGGAUAGUGGUCAGCAGUUUUUGUUAUUGAUUAAAGACAUUUUCAUCGUAA
Messenger RNA from Prionailurus viverrinus (fishing cat), 1514 nucleotides. RefSeq names its product cancer/testis antigen 55 (gene CT55). Bases 298 to 1302 code for a protein of 334 amino acids. The record is from RefSeq and is a predicted model, not a curated record. The transcript is spliced from 5 exons. NCBI's taxonomy places the organism in Eukaryota, Metazoa, Chordata, Mammalia, Carnivora, Felidae.